UAUCUGGCAGGCGAGCCAACACUGGUUCUAGAAAAAUAACGGCGCUGGAGGUCAAGUUCUUUCCAUAUAUGAUCUUGGAGAGGGAGAGAGAGGGUCAUGCAAGGUGAAGUGACACGAGGCUCCCUGAAUGAGGGUCUGGAAUUGAAUCUACUACGAAUUGGUUUGCAGCCACCAAGGGCACCUUACUACCAAAUUUGUCUGCCCCUGAGUGAAAUAAUGAUUCCAGUCUCUCCUUGCAGUUUCAGCAUUUCUCCACUCUUCAUCCCCUAUAUAUUUCCAACUCCUGUCACACUGCCUUCUCACCUUUUACUCAGCAAAUUGCUUUCUUUGAUCUCAGUUUGUUCUUACAGAGCAGAGAGAAUAGAGCAAGAUAGUGUUCUUGUUGCAGCAUCAGCUACAAUUCUUGUGUCCGCAAUUCUCAUUUGGGUCUGUGAAGACAACCUUCUUGGCCAAAAUGAACAGUCAAGGCAGCUCCUCCAACUCAUUUCCCGAGAUCUUUAUGGCUGACCAUGGGAACCAUGGGAAUGAUGUCAACAAUCUUGGGUUUGUUCAGAGUAAUGUUAAUCCAAUGGAGUCUGCUGUUCGUGAUUGCCCUACAGUUAUAAACUGGAUGGGCCCAUAUAGUUCCAGCAUGAUUAACCAUAACCAAGUUAAUCCUCGGGAGUUAUUUGGUGGGCACGGAUGGCUUUCUUCCAUUGGUGCUCCUGAUGGAAGUUGUCAAGGAUUUCAAGUGAACCGUUCUAGGCCAAAUGUUGCUACCUUUCAGGAGGGUGGCGCAUCCUUCUUGCAAGGGACCAAUUCUCAUGCUCACCAUCAGAACAUUGACCUCAAUUUGUUGCUUGAGAACAGUGAUGGUGAAGCCAAUCAGGAUAUGGGGGCAGGUUUAAGCUUAUCUCUAUUUAAUCCUGGUGGACUAGAAGCAAAUCAAAAUCAACAGUCCAGCACUUCUUCUGUACCAGUUGUGAUAUCUUCUGGAGUUGCAGGAUAUGUGUUGGAGGAAAACGACAGCAGGGAGGAUCUUUCAUCGGAUGGUAGGCGGGUAUCCUGCAAAAGAAGAGCACCUGAAGAUGCUCCCGGGCUACUGUAUUUGGGUGAAAGCUCAAGAUCUGCCCAGGAAUCUGGAAAUCUUGAAUGGCAUGCUCUUUCUGCUCAGGAAAAUGCCAAUGCCAAUGCCAACUUGAACGUAUCAAGUCCUUCAAGUAUUCCUCCAAAUGCUGGUCAUCCUGAACGGUUGGAGGGUGGAAUUGGCCUUCUUCCUAUGACAGGAGCUCUUUCUGGCAUGCUCCAAACUUCAAGUGGGGCAGGACAAGAAGAAGGAUCCCAAAGAAAUAUUCGGGUGAGAAGAUCUGCAGAUCCACAGGAUUUUGUACAACCUAGUAUAUGGUCGAGUGGGACCAGCAGAGAUUCUUAUCCACAGCCACACAGUCUACCAGCCGUGUUUUCCCCAUUUGACAGCUUUCCAAGCUCAAGCUCAGCAGCACCAUUACCAAUUGAUGGAACUUAUCCGGUGCAGUCUUUUGCACAUGCUCCCAACUCUUUGCAAAAUCUUCAGUCUUCAACCUGCUAUGAUUUGACUAGUCCGCCUGUGUAUGCUGCCAAUGGUGGCAGUUCUUUUCAGCAACAAGGUAAUUCAAUGAGCACGCCAAGGAACACCCUGCUGGCUCCUGAAACUGAAAGGGGCUAUGUGGCAGGGUAUCCAACAGCCUAUCACUUGUUCAAUGGGCAUUCUAACUCUCCAGGAAACAUUGCUUCUAGCUCACAAAAUGGCACUCUUCCAGGUGUUCAUUUUCCAUAUGCUCCUACUCGAGUUCCUGAACACAACAUGACCGAACAGUACGGGCAGAGGUUUUCAGAUAGUGUCAACCGUUUUACAGCUGAAUCUACUGGUUUUGAGUGUAGAGAGCUGGGUAUUUACUGCCCACUACAUUCAAGGACUUCUGCAGCAGCUCGAGAAAUGGAUCUUUCAGUUAGAAGUGAUGAUGUAAUACCUGUUCAGAUCCAUCAGACAUAUGGAUGGACGACAGGACCUGAGAGACAAGCUGGUGGUUAUCCUGAAAAUCCCUUCGCAUUAGAGUUUGUUGGUGCUGCUCAAAGGACAAGCAGAUUGGUAUCUGAGGUCCGAAAUGUCAUGGCACUUUUCCGUAUGGGUGGUAGCUUAUGGUUUGAGGAUGUUAUGGUUAUUGAUCGGUCAAUUUUAUAUGGUGUACCUGAGGAGGAGGAUGACAUGAAUGAAGACAUGCGCCUUGAUGUCGAUAACAUGUCUUAUGAGGAAUUACUUGAUCUGGAAGAUCACAUUGGGAGUGUGUCCACUGGAUUGAGUGAAGAAGCUAUUGUGGCAAAUUUGAGGCGGCAGACAUAUGACUCACUCACGUUAGGAUCUCCAGCGGAGAAUGAAUCAUGCUGCAUUUGUCAGGAGGAAUAUGUUAAUGGAGAUGAUCUCGGGAAGCUGGAUUGUGGGCAUGGCUUUCACUUCGACUGUAUAAAACAGUGGCUAGUGCAGAAGAACUCCUGUCCCAUAUGCAAGAUGAGGGCCCUGGCUGUUAGGGACGGAGUUUUUUGCAGUUUCUCAAUAAGCAGCUUCAUGGAUGAACCUCAGCCAUGGAAAAUUAGGAAAUUUUGACUUUAGAAAAUGGAAACAUUUAAUGUUAAGGAUGCUUUGUUGGUUAUUAUGUUAUCUCCGCUGGAAUGAAAGCCAGUUUUAAAGUUUUGA
Molecule: messenger RNA, 2710 nt
Organism: Juglans regia (Persian walnut)
Lineage: Eukaryota; Viridiplantae; Streptophyta; Magnoliopsida; Fagales; Juglandaceae
Product: E3 ubiquitin-protein ligase MBR2-like
Exons: 7
Coding region: 455-2620 (721 amino acids)
Molecular function (GO): ubiquitin protein ligase activity
Source: RefSeq, a predicted model, not a curated record